Messenger RNA from Podarcis raffonei (Aeolian wall lizard), 2398 nucleotides. RefSeq names its product CWF19 like cell cycle control factor 1 (gene CWF19L1). Gene Ontology annotation, cellular component: post-mRNA release spliceosomal complex. Gene Ontology annotation, biological process: mRNA splicing, via spliceosome. Gene Ontology annotation, molecular function: RNA lariat debranching enzyme activator activity. The coding region runs from base 57 to 1805 and encodes 582 amino acids. NCBI's taxonomy places the organism in Eukaryota, Metazoa, Chordata, Lepidosauria, Squamata, Lacertidae. The record is from RefSeq and is a predicted model, not a curated record. The transcript is spliced from 13 exons.
GCCCGCCCCAGCCGGAAGUGCCCUUCCGCCGGAAAGAGGAAGCGCGCGGGAGAGCGAUGGCGCCCGGAGGCGCCCUGAGAGUGCUGGUCUGCGGGGACGUGGAGGGUCGCCUGGGCUCCCUGUACAGCCGCGUCCAGGCGGCGCAGAGCAAGAGCGGCCCCUUCGACCUCCUCUUGUGCGUGGGGAACUUCUUCGGCUCGGCCCAAGACCCAGAAUGGCAGGAAUACCAGGCAGGAGCCAAGAAAGCUCCUAUACAGACAUACGUCUUGGGUGCCAACAACAGUGAAACAGCACAAUGUUUUCCAGAUGCCAGCGGAUGCGAACUAGCGGAGAACAUCACUUACCUUGGACGUAAAGGGGUCUUCAGCGGAGCCUCUGGGCUGCAGAUUGCCUACCUCAGUGGGACUGAGUCCACAGGGGGGGAACCAACUCCAGCCCACUGCUUCAGCACCAAGGAUGUGACUGAUCUCAAAACCUCCCUGCUGUCUGCCUCUAAGUUCAAAGGUGUAGACAUCUUGUUGACAUCUUCUUGGCCUAAAGGAGUAGAAAUCUUUGGAAAUAGCCCUGGUGACAUAGACACUAAGAAAUGUGGCUCCGGCCUGGUGUCUUUACUAGCUGCGAGUCUGAAACCACGGUACCAUUUUGCUGCCCUGCAAAAGGUCUAUUACGAAAGGCUUCCCUACAGGAACCACACGGUUCUCCAGGAGGCAGCCCAGCAUGUCAGCAGGUUCAUCGCCUUGGCCGGGGUCGGCAAUUCCGACAAGAGGAAGGUACAGAGAGUUCCAGGGACCCUCCUGUCUCCUCUGAUGAGAAUUGUCAAAGUAAUCACCGUUUCACUGAUGGAAACAAGUCAGUUGUUUGUGUUUCUCCUGACUCUCUUUGCUGUUCGCUUUCUCCAGUAUCUCUACGCCUUCAGCAUCCUCCCAAUGAGCUCCAUGGAGCCUGCAGAGCUGGUCAAGCAGCCGCAAGAUGUGACGGAGAACCCCUAUCGAAGGCCUGGGGGCAGCAAGAGCUGUGCCCACCUGCUGCUGGAUGAAAAGGAGGAGCCGGCUCCCCAGUUCUUCUUUGACUUAAGCAGCAAGCCAAAAGGAAGGAAGCGCAGACCAGAAGGUGGGGAGGGGCAGCAGCCCAAGCGUGCCCCCGGCAAGCCCCCCCUGCCAACGGCCGCCUGCUGGUUUUGCCUCGCCAGCCCAGAAGUCGAGAAGCAUUUGGUGGUGAGCAUCGGCACGCACUGCUACCUGGCCCUGGCCAAAGGGGGCUUGACUCCAGACCACGUCCUCAUCUUGCCCAUUGGGCACUGUCAGUCGAUGGUGGACCUGGCAUCAGAGGUGGUGGAAGAAGUAGAGCAGUACAAGUCCGCCCUGAAAAGGUUCUUCAUGGCCAGAGGGAAGAGAUUCGUGGCCUUUGAGAGGAACUACCGCAGUCAGCACCUCCAGCUCCAGGUGGUUCCUGUUCCCCUGAACUGCUGCACCACGGAAGACCUCAAGGAGGCCUUCAUCGUCCAGGCAGAAGAGCAGCGGAUCGAGUUGCUGGAGAUCCCAGAGCACUCGGCUCUCAAGCAGAUAGUCCAGCCAGGGACGCCUUAUUUCUAUGUGGAGCUCGAUAAUGGGGAGAAGCUCUUCCACCGUAUUAGGAAGAGCUUUCCCCUCCAGUUUGGAAGGGAGGUCCUCGCCAGCGAAGCCAUCCUGGCCAUGCCUGGGCGGGCAGACUGGAGGAGCUGCCAGGCGGGGCAGGAGGAAGAAGCCACGGCAGCCCAAGACUUCCGCCAGGCCUUUGAGCCCUUUGACCUCGCCCAGGAAGAUUAAGGGCCAGGGCGGGUGUGAGCAGGCAGCAGCACAGACCGGCUGGAUCCUGCCCUCUCUCUUCCUGUGAGGAGCCUCCUUUCCCUCCCUGCGAGGGCUCUUCUUCCACGGCCACAGAGACUCCCUCCACCCCGGAUCAGCUACCAUUGGCCUGUCUGGCUUCCAGAGCAGAGGUGGCUGCUGGGUCUAAGGGGGGGUCCUGCGCACAACUCCAGACUGUGCUGUGGAGGAAAGGAAGGCAGCUGUUCCCUCUGAAACGGAGGCAGACUCACCCCACACCGAGCAUCUCCCGUGAGGUUCAGGGAGAGAGGGGUCUCUCUCUGCUACAGGGUCCUCCAGGGCACCCAGGCAGGAUGGGCGUUAGAGGCCGUGGCAGGGCAGACUCCCCUUCCCCUCUUCAUGGCUUUGCUUCAGCCCAAAAGAUGCUGCUCCUUGUUUCUGCUGGGAAAUAUUAACUGCCGGCCAAAGGCGGAUUCCUAAGGAUUGCUCUGAGGAGGGUGUAUAUAAUUUGAACAUAUGCUGGAUUGUUGUACUGUAAAAAAAGUGUUUUGUCAUAAGAAAAUCCUCAAAUAAAAGGGUGCUUUUAUAUAUUUAAA